ACCGAGCCAUAAUGGACAUGAGUGACGAAAAUACAAAGGCCAGUUACCUUGACUGGUCCAACGCUUUCAAGCAAGAAUGCAGCUCCGUCUAUGUUUCUAACGGAGAUGCGGCCCUUGCCGCGAGCGAUUACGACAGGGCUAUCAACUUAUACUCUGCGGCGAUUGACCUCAAUUCUGAGAGUGACACCGCAUUCUCCAGCCGCAGCAAGGCCAAGUUGGAGAAAAUGCUAUGGGAAGAUGCGCUUCUCGAUGCGCAAAAGGCCAUCAAACUCAACCCUGUGUCUCAUGUUGGAUACGCAGUGAAGCAUGCGGCACUUCAUGGUGCAUGACGGUACGAUGAAGCGAUCGAGGCCUUCGAAAUGAUGCUUUCCAAAUUGGACAGUGCUCCCAACAUGCAAAUACGAAAGCUGCGCGAGACAUUUGGUAGUCCCUCCAAAGCUGCGGCUGAUCUUCGAAAGGUCAUUGACAAUCAACUCGACACCGCCCCGCUCCGUCUAGUCAACACCGCCACCGGUCUCUUGUCUGACCGAGAAGCGCAGAUCAACUUCUUCAAACAGAGCACAGAAUACAAUGAGCUGCUAUUAUCUUCUAUUAUGAAGCAUCAAGACUUCCCACCAGAGCGUAUCGCAAAAGUGGUGGCGAAGUAUUUCCGCUAUGCCAUGCUAUCACAUAGGUGGGAAGGGAAGGAGCCGGUGCUAGAGGACAUUCAGGACAAGGACGUGUACAAGCUGAACCAAGUUGGCGGUAUCAUGAAGUUGCAGUCUUUCUGCAACACCGCUCGUGACGCGGGGUAUCUCUGGGCAUGGAGUGACACAUGCUGCAUCAAGAAGAGUGACCCUGCCGAGUUCGAAACAUCAAUCAAAUCCAUGUUUAUCUGGUAUCACCACUCGGCUCUUACGAUCGUCUACCUGUCAGAUGUUUCAUCAGAGUCUGGCGCACUGGCAGACAGUGUUUGGAAUGAACGCGGAUGGACGGUCCAAGAAUUCCUCGCUCCUCAUGCCAUUCUCUUUUAUUGUAACAAUUGGACUCUAUAUCUCGACGAUCGCACUCCCAACCACAAGGAGUCCGACAACAUCAUGCGGGAGUUGGAGCGUGCGACGGGCAUAGAUCGACGAGUCAUCCAGGCCUUCAGUCCUGGGACGAGAGACGCCCGGAAGAAACUCCAGUGGGCGUCGAAACGUGCCACAACGGUGGAGGAAGACAUUGCAUACUCGUUAUAUGGCAUCUUCGACGUCCGCCUUGUAGGCCUGGAUUAUGGCGAGAAGAAGCAGCACGCACUCGGACGGCUCCUGCGGGAAAUCAUAGCUCAGUCGGGCGACAUUACUGCUCUGGACUGGAUCGGAACAUCAUCAGUGUUCAAUAGUUGCCUACCCGCCGACAUCUCCUCGUACGAAUUUCCGCCAUGCGCACAGCCAUCUGUAUCCGAGGAUGAGAUUAAGUCAUCGCUCUCCUCACUGCGAGGUAUUGUCGCUCCAGAGUCAGCUUUGAAAUUAUAUCAGACACUUGACCGCCUGAGCACUCCCCGUUUCGCGCACCGCCGGUUGCUUCUGCCUUGCAUCGUGUUCCCUGUCACAGAAGCCUCGCGGAGGCCUGGUCAAGACCAUGACACAUAUGAAGUCAAGGCGGAUGGGAUUCAUGACCUGCACAUCACCAUUAAAGACAAGUUCAUCCCCUUCUCGCAGGCAAGGCCGCCGCCCACCUGGCAGACACUGUUGCUUGUGCGUCCAUGGAGUCGUGAUCUCCUUGGGUUGCCUAACCUUGGAGAACUACUUGAUGUCGGAGACGAUACACAGAACGAGGAUAAUCUUUGGUCGUCAAGCGAGGCGUCCGGCGGUUUUGCUAGAGAAGAUCAACAAGUUGUUUCGGAAUCGAGCGAGCAAGCGUUCCGGUUGCUUGUUCGCCUUGGGCAGCGUUUUGGCGCGUUUUUGCUAGCGCGCCAGGGUGGUGGAGAAUACAAGAGGAUCGCGUCAGAUCGUGAUAUCAUGGCACAGAUAAAAGACAUGGCUUCUGUUGUCAACACGAUGGACAUCAGGACUAUAGAAAUAUCGUAG
Molecule: messenger RNA, 2051 nt
Organism: Suillus paluster
Lineage: Eukaryota; Fungi; Basidiomycota; Agaricomycetes; Boletales; Suillaceae
Exons: 4
Coding region: 360-2051 (563 amino acids)
Source: RefSeq, a predicted model, not a curated record